This is a messenger RNA of Miscanthus lutarioriparius, 1344 nucleotides long. The record is from the annotation of a GenBank genome assembly. Lineage: Eukaryota; Viridiplantae; Streptophyta; Magnoliopsida; Poales; Poaceae.
AUGUGGGCGGAGCGGGUGGUCGGGGAGCGCCGGAUGCGGCAGAUCCAGCGCUUCGCGCGGAACGCCAAGCUCACCGUCGUCUGCCUCCUCCUCACCGUCGUCGUGCUCCGCGGCACCGUCGGCGCCGGCCGCUUCGGCACGCCGCAGCAGGACCUCAUCGAGCUCCGCCAGCACUUCGUCUCCCACCCGCACCGGGCGCUCGCCGAGCACCACGACGCCAGGUCUAGGGCCUCCACCACCACCACCACGUCGUCCUCCUCCUCCGGCCGCCGCGACGACGAGCCCGACCCGCCGCCGAGGUCGCUCAGGGACCCGCCCUACACGCUGGGCCCCAAGAUCUCCGAUUGGGACGAGCAGCGCGCCGCCUGGCACCGCCGCCACCCGGAGACGCCGCCCUUCCUCAACGACAUCAAGCCGCGGGUGCUGCUCGUCACGGGGUCCUCGCCCAAGCCCUGCGAGAACCCCGUUGGUGACCACUACCUCCUCAAGUCCAUCAAGAACAAGAUGGAUUACUGCCGCGUCCACGGCAUCGAGGUCUUCUACAACAUGGCGCUGCUCGACGCCGAGAUGGCCGGCUUCUGGGCCAAACUCCCGCUCCUGCGGGCGCUGCUCCUCGCGCACCCGGAGGUAGAGUUCAUCUGGUGGAUGGACUCUGACGCCAUGUUCACCGACAUGGCAUUCGAGCUCCCAUGGGAGCGCUACGGGCCGUACAACCUGAUCAUGCACGGCUGGGACGAGAUGGUCUACGAGGACAAGAAUUGGAUUGGGCUCAACACCGGCAGCUUCUUGCUGCGCAACUGCCAGUGGUCGCUUGACAUGCUGGAUACCUGGGCGCCAAUGGGGCCAAAGGGUCCUGUCCGCAUUGAGGCCGGCAAGGUGCUGACCAAGUCCUUGAAGGAUCGGCCAGUAUUCGAGGCCGAUGAUCAGUCGGCCAUGGUGUACAUCCUCGCAACGCAGCGCGAGAAAUGGGGUGAUAAGGUUUACCUUGAGAAUGGGUACUACCUUCACGGCUACUGGGGGAUCUUGGUCGACAGGUAUGAGGAGAUGCUUGAGAAUUACAAGCCAGGGCUCGGCGACCACCGGUGGCCGCUUGUCACACACUUUGUCGGGUGCAAGCCAUGUGGCAAAUUUGGAGACUACCCUGUCGAGCGAUGCCUCAAGAAUAUGGACCGUGCGUUCAAUUUUGGGGAUAACCAGAUCUUGCAGAUGUAUGGGUUCACACACAAGUCACUAGCAAGCAGGAGAGUGAAGAGGAUCAGGAACGAGACCAGCAACCCGCUUGAGACAAAGGAUGAGCUUGGGUUGCUUCAUCCAGCAUUCAAGGCUGUGAAGACUUCCACAUGA